This is a messenger RNA of Hibiscus syriacus, 570 nucleotides long. RefSeq lists its product as uncharacterized. Bases 1 to 570 code for a protein of 189 amino acids. NCBI's taxonomy places the organism in Eukaryota, Viridiplantae, Streptophyta, Magnoliopsida, Malvales, Malvaceae. The transcript has a single exon. The record is from RefSeq and is a predicted model, not a curated record.
AUGACGAAGAAGAAAAGUGAUGUAGCUCAAAGAGCAUGGAAUCUGCUGCGUCUGGCAUUGUUAUGGGCAAGAAAAGGCGGCGUUUUCAAGAGACGGCUGAUGAUGGAACUCCGAUUGCUCCCUAAGUUCAUCAAGAGUCUUGCACAUACGUCGACUCGUAAUGAUCACCAAAUGAUUAACAGCCGCCAGCUAUCGUUCGACGAGACGCCCAUUUUUCACUUCAAGGUCCACCAUCACCGUCUCGCCUCCAUGAGGUUCCUUCUCCCUUGCAUCAGGACCGAGGAAGUCGAUUUCGAUUACGAUUUCGGCAUCGACGAAUACGAUUAUAAUAAUGGAAGAGAGAGUAACUUGCUGGGAUCGGAGUCCUACGUCGAAGAAGAAGAAGUGGAAGAGUGUGGAUACGAAGGGAGUGAUGAGAAAGAAAAUAGUUGGUAUCCAUAUUCAUAUGAAUUCGAGGAUGAAGGGAUUGAUUCAAAGGCUGAGAAAUUCAUAGCUAAGUUUUAUGAGCAAAUGAGGUUGCAGAGACAGAUUUCUUAUUUGGAAUAUGCUGAAAGAGGCUCCAAAAGUUAG